This is a messenger RNA of Oppia nitens, 6188 nucleotides long. RefSeq names its product remodeling and spacing factor 1-like. Bases 348 to 6188 code for a protein of 1946 amino acids. NCBI's taxonomy places the organism in Eukaryota, Metazoa, Arthropoda, Arachnida, Sarcoptiformes, Oppiidae. The record is from RefSeq and is a predicted model, not a curated record. The transcript has 11 exons. Gene Ontology annotation, cellular component: RSF complex. Gene Ontology annotation, biological process: regulation of DNA-templated transcription.
AUUUUGAAUGACAACUGCAUUAUAACUAUAUGUAAAGCAAUAGAAAAAUCAAAUAAAUAUGAACUCAAACGCCGUGUCCUACAAAUGACAGGCCGUGUUGUGUGUUGUCGACCGGCCAUCACAUCGACGGGCCUCACGAUCGGUCGUCACUCAACUCCUUAAGGACGGCAGUCAUCGCACCGAUAGCUGUCAUUUUUUUUGGCUAACUGUUCAAAUCAAUUAUAAUUUUGUUAAUAUAUCAGCCAAUCGGUGUCGCAAUUUAGUGACCAUUUAGUGGUCAUCUCGUUGUUUAUAUAACAACACCGGUAUCAAGCAAUUAGCCGAAGUAUAUUCAACACAGACAAACAAUGGCCGCCUCUAUGUUGGAUGAACCGGUCGAUCAGCAAUUGGUUGCCAACAAUCAGUGCGAAAAUGAUGGCAACUUUGCAGUCAUUUGUUCCUUCUUUCACAAGUUUGGCGAACCAUUGGGUAUCACAUACAACAUACAGCACUUGAAAGAUAUGAUUGAAGACAAUGAUCACCUUAACGAAGAGUUGGUUGAGCUGCACAUCAAGUUGUUGAGGAAACGACGAAAAUAUAUUAACAAAGAUAAGUGGGAACGGGCUUUAGUCAAGUUUUGUGCCGAGUAUUCAAACGUCGACUCCUGGGAACUGGAAAGGUAUGGCUACAAGAAUAGCAAACUGUCCAUCAAAUUGGAGUUAUUAAAGCGCUUACUUGAGGCUCAAUUUGACUACAACUCUAAGUUUAAACUUGAGGUUAAUGCCAAUGACGCGGCAUCGCUGAGGUUAUUACCGAUUGGACGCGACAUCAAUGGUUUCAUGUAUUGGUAUCAAUUAGACUUAGACUACAACUUUAGGAUCUAUAAGGAAGAGGCUGAAGAUGAAGAGUCUUGGUCUUUGGUUUGCCAAAAUAAGAAACAAUUAGAAGAAUUGAUUACAAAUCUCGAAGCAAACAAUACUAUUGGGUCACCUAAAGAAGAGACUUCUUCGUUGAGCGACACAAAUGAUGACAAUAGUAAUCUCAACAGCAAAUUGUCGAGUUGUCUGAAACAGGAGUCCAACUCUAAUUCAGUCGAUUUAUUAGACAUCGAGUUAGAACAGAAGCAAAAGAUAAAAACAAAGAUUAUGUUAAAUAUUAAAAACGAUGACAUCGUUGACGAUGUAAUGAAAAUAUGUCAAGAAAUGUGUAGUGAAAUGUGUGAUGAAAUUGAGUCGAGUUUUUGUGAGUCCAAGAAUGAGCUUAAAACUGAGAUAAAGAAAGAACCAAUUGAUGACCAAAUCAAUGAUACACUUCAUGAAAGUUAUGUGUUUGGUGUUAAACAGGAACUGACAGAUAAUGAUAAUAAAUGUAAAGUCAGUAGAAGUGAUGAUAAUGAUAACAACAACAAUGGCAAACGUAUUGUCGAAAAUGGUUUGCCGACAACUGAACUUAAUAUUAAACCAAAUUUGAUGACAAAAUUGGACACAAAAUGUUCAUCAAAUCAACUAAACGAAAAUACUGUGAAUUGUGAGUUAAAAUUAAAUACUGUUAACGAAACCAAACAACUGUUGUCCAUCACAGAGAAGUCCUCUAUUUUUACAGACAAUUUAAGUGAACUUAAAAUGAAUGGCUUUGAUGGACAUAAUGUUUGUUUAAGUAAUAAGAAAAAUGAUAAAAAUAGAGAAACAGAUUCUUAUUUUAAUAAUAAUAAUAAUAAUUUAGAUGUAGAUAUUGAUAGACUAAAAUCUCAAUUGGAUUGUGAUGUUAAGCUUGUGAUGGACGACAUUAUCGGCAAAGUGUCAGACAAUUUGUGUGCAGUUUCAGUGCAAUCAACGGCUACUAAACGUCUCUCUUCACUAAACAAAUCUUUAUUAACGACAGGCGGCGGCCACUCAUCAUCCGGUGCUAUAACUGACAUGACAUUGCUUUCAAUUGAACAGACAGUUUCGGUUUUGUGCGACUUUUUAGUUGACGAAGUUUGCAGAACUUCUGACGAUAGAGAAGAGACGACCUCAACAUUCAGAGGUAGAGGAAGAAUAAGGGGUCGCGGACUCAGUAGAGGACGUGGUAGAGGUCGAGGUAGAGGAGCGUCGACCACUUCUGCACACAAAUCUAAUACUACGAAGAUUACUACAACAACGACAACGAGAUCAGCAACUGGUAGGAGAAGAAAGAGAAGUCAAUCGUCGGAAAAGACCGAAAGUAGAGAAAGAGAUAACGAUUUUGAAGAACCAAUGCUAAACAAGAGGGCCAGUCGUCGAAUAGCAGCUCUGCAAGAGAAGAAGGCGCAACAAAUGUCGGAACAAGUGAAGCGCGAACAGCAAAAGAUCGAGGAAUUGGCCAAAAAACGAACGGCACAAUUGAGUGCACUCAGAGAAGAACAGUUAGCUAAUACGGGACCCAACAAAAAAAGAUCUAAAAAGAUAAUUGAGAAGAAGGGAUGUCUCGAUACUUCCUCUUCUAGCGAUGAAGAUCACAUUGAAGAAGAAGAAGAAGAAGAUGAUGAUGACGAUGAUUCGGAUGCCUCGGAAGAUAAGAAACACAAGAAAAGAAGAGGUCGUAAAAGGAAACGAAAACACGGCCCCAAUUCGCGGCCGUGGGAAGAGAGCGACUCUUCAAACAAAUCUGAUGAGUCUCAAGAAGAUGAAGAAGAGCACGAAGACGAAGAAGAAGAAGUACUAAAGUUUGAAGACAAUGAAGACGAGUUUGCGUGCGAAGAGUUCGAUCCCGACGCCGAACCUGUUGUUGUACGACGCGCUCGGACUGUCAAAAAAGUCCGUUCGGUCAGUCCUGACGAUAACGAGCCAAGCAGUGAAUCAGAAGUCGAAAAUGAUGACAAACCGUGUGGUCGGUGCGGGAAAUAUGAUCACCCGGAAUGGAUACUUUUAUGUGAUAAAUGUGACGAAGGAUUUCAUACGGCAUGUCUUCGUCCGCCAUUACUUAUGAUACCAGACGGCGACUGGUAUUGUCCACCGUGUGAACACAAAAUGUUGUGUCAAAAAUUACACGAAGAAUUGGCCACAAUAUCUGUUCAUUGGGUGAAAAAAGAAAGAGAAGAACUACGCAGACAACGACUUAAAUAUGUGGCCAUUAGUGUAGAUAACAUAUUGAAGAAUUCGGGUCCAAGAAAUUUAAAGAAUGAAACGGAACAGACCGACGAUUUGAUUAAUGAUGGAGAAAAUGAUGAUAAUGUUAAUGAAAAUGACGAAAUUGAUGACAAAAGUAGUAAUAAAAAGAAGAGUAAAAAUCGUCGACGAAUAUACAACAGUGACGAUGAAGAUGAUGAAGAAAAUAGUGAUGAUGUUGACGAUGAUGAGGAUAGCGAUCGUGAAGACGAUAUUGGAAGAGCUCUUUGGUCAGAUGAGUCAGAAGACGAAGUGGACAAAUAUGCGGCCAUCAAAUCGCGCCGUAAUAGGAAUCGCAAAAAUAUUAACUAUAAAUUUCAAGAGUUUGACGAAUUAAUAAAGUCGGCGAUUGAAUUGGAAAUUGAUGGUGACUUCGAUGUCGAUGAUGUCGAUGAUGUCGAUGAUGUCGACACAGAAGCUACUGGUGUUAUGCAAAGCAAAGGCAAAGACAUGUCUAAUAUAAUCGCCAGUAAUAAGGGAGAAGAACUUGACUUUAGUUUGACUCCAAUUGAAGAAAAAACUGGAGAACCAAAAGCUGACGAACAAACAACAGCUGUUGAAGAAAAGGCCGGUAAUGAUAUGACUGACGAGCAAAAGACAAUUGUUAAGAAUGAUGUUGAAGAAGAAGAAGAAGAAGACGACGAUGAGGAAGAACAUCAGAAAGAAGAAUCUGAUGAAAAAACUAAAUCUAAAAGUGGCUCAAAAAAGAAUAAAAAACGAAGAAGAGAUUCAUCAGCAGCUGCUCGUAAACGACAUCGAGGUCUUAAUGAUUUGUCAGACACUACUGAAGAUGAUGACUACGGCGAUGAGGACUUUAAAGGUGAUGACUCUGACGCUACAGAAUUAGAAGCGUCAGAUGAAGAGUUUGUUGAUGACGAAGAAACUGACGACGACAUGUCUGAUGCUUCCGAUUAUAAGCCUCGACGGCGUUCAACGAGAUAUUCUAGCAGUAAAUCAAAGAGUAAAUCCAAAAAUAAAAGUCGGCAGAAAAAUAUUGGCCGAAGAGGUUAUAGAAGAGAUGCGUUUGUUGUUAGCAGUGAUGAUAGUGAUGGCAGCUAUCGACCGGGCGGUCGUUCAAAAGCUCGAUCGGCGGCCAGAAAAAGGGUUUGUUAUAAGGAGGAGACUUCAGAAAGUGACGAAAGCGAUAACAAGUAUUAUAAACCGGCCAACACUAAGAAGAAAACAAAAUUCGAUUCUGAAAGCAGUGAAGAGGAAUGGGGACAACCAAAAGAGUCGAAGACCUCCAAAGCUGAGAGGAAAUUGAAAAAACUUUGGGCAGAAAGUGAUGAUGAAGAGGAAGAAGACGAAGAAGUAGACGAGGAAAACGAGGACAAUGAAGAUGAAAGUGAAGACGAAAUUAAACCAAAAGAUAAAGUUUUGCCUCAAAAAUCAUCUAAAGAUAAUACUGACCAACAAUUAACUAUGAAAGGAAAACCACGACUUUCAAAGGCAAAAGGUUUGGCAAAUCUGAAAGAAGAAUCCGAUGAAGAGGUAGACGAAGAAGAAGAUGAGGAAGAAUUUAAAGAUGAAAGUGAUUUUAAUGCUAAAAAAUUAUCGAAAAACAGUAAAAAAUCUAAAGAUGUUAUUCAAGAAAAUGAAAAAUCAAUGAUUAAAGUUAAUGAUAAAUGUAGUGAACUGUUAGGUGAUAGUAAUAAUAAAACAAUUCUUAGUGAGACAAUCAUGUCUACUGUUGUUGACAAUCAAGUGAACGCUAAUGUUGUAUCAUUACCGCCACCACCGCCUCUAUUAGUUAACAAAGAUAGUCAUUAUUUGUCAACACCAGUAGUGCCCAAUUCAGCAACAACUGCUAUAGUAUCACAUAUGGUGUCACCAAAUAUUACACAAUUACAAAAUAGUUAUCCACCAAAUACUGUUCCCAUUGAUGGCAACUAUAACAAGAAUCCAAAUAAUUUAGACUAUUAUUCAGUGCCACCGAUGGAAGCAUACUCAGCCUCACGGCCACCACCAUUGAAACCCGCGUCUGUCAACGAACCCUAUAUUCAACAGUCGAGUCCACCGAGAAUUAUGACAUUAGACUCAAACCCCAGUGGUUAUCCACCGAGACAUCCAAUACAUGACUAUACACGACCUCCUAUUGGACAUUCAUUACAAACGCCUAAAGGUGUUAUAGAUCAUCGAAUGGAAAGACCAUAUUUGGGACAUAAUAUUCCACCAAAUGUUGGCCCAAUGCCACCAUAUGCUGGCCAUCCUCCACAUGCUGCUCAUCCCCCACAUGCUGCCCAUCCUCCACCUCAUCUUAACGAACAAAGACCACCUGGAUCAGCCACACAUGGUUUUCCAGGUCAUUUUUAUCCACAAGUUGCAGAAGCUGCUCAUCCAUAUUACGCUCGACCACCAGCGCCUGUUUCUACAGCUCAUGAAGCACCUCCAUUUGCAUCUCCACAUGUUAGACAACCAAUUAGUAGUGCACCACCAAACACAACUGGUCCAUCACAGCCACCGCGCACAUCAGCCCCCGUAACCAGUCCAGCAAUAUCUGGUCAAACACCACCAAAUUAUAGGCCACUUAGCGGACCUCAUUGGACACAACCCGGUGCCACAAAUCGACCACAUAUGCCUCCUUAUAAUUAUCCGGGACAUCCUGCAGCAAAUCCAUACUAUAGACAGCCAGCACCUGGACAACCAAUUACUGGUCAUCCACAACCACCACCACAUAUGAUGCCAUUACAGCCGUCGCCUUAUCCACCGCCAUAUGGCCAAAACUAUGGCUACUUUGGCCCCAAUGCCGGUGUGGCCGGCGGACCGAAUGGCGCUUUUAUGAUCCAAAAUUUGUUACAACACAGCAGACCACCGCACGUGCCUGAGGACAGUCAACGUAUACCUGCGACAGCUCCGAUAACUUCGACAGCAGCUGCACCACCAACUAAUACCGGUACCACUUUAACAACAGCACCAGCUAAAACAUCUGGUCGAGGAAGAGGCAGUAGAGGGGGUAGAGGUAGUAGAGGUAGUCGACGAUCACAAGAGUCAAGGCCUCCUCCUUCUCCUAAUAAUAAUAAUAAUACUAAUAAUAAUAAUAAUACUAAUAAUAAUAAGUCAACUACUUAUGUCACACAGAAAUGA